UGGUAAUUGUACGUUUUAUUUGUCACUGAAUUCAUCUUGGAACGCGUUUGCCUUGAUGAAAUUCGGAAAUGGGCAAAAAAUCUGCGCAGAAAAUGUGAAAAGUCGGCUUAAAUUUCUACUUAAAUUACUAAAAGUUAGGAAUAAAAGUCUGAUAUUCCAAGUCGACGUUCUAAUUAGCAAAUUGUCUAACUCCAUUUUAGAGAAUCUUCUAUUUUUCAUCUGCAGCAAAUUUCCGACAACUUCUGGACGU
Molecule: messenger RNA, 250 nt
Organism: Cotesia congregata
Lineage: Eukaryota; Metazoa; Arthropoda; Insecta; Hymenoptera; Braconidae
Source: the annotation of a GenBank genome assembly